Molecule: messenger RNA, 1167 nt
Organism: Entamoeba dispar SAW760
Lineage: Eukaryota; Evosea; Mastigamoebida; Endamoebidae
Exons: 1
Coding region: 1-1167 (388 amino acids)
Molecular function (GO): GTP binding
Source: RefSeq, a predicted model, not a curated record
AUGAGUACAGAAGGAUCAAAACAAACUAAACUACUUUUGAUUGGAGAAACAGGUACUGGUAAAAGUUCAUUGGGUAAUUUUAUUUUAAAGAAGAAUGUUUUUAUGGCUUGUGAGAGUCCAAACUCAGUUACAAAAAAGACUGAUGAGUGUUCUGGAAAAGGUGAUAGAAGUGAUGUAUUUGUUGUUGAUACUCCUGGUCUUAAUGAUUCUAAUAAUUUUGAUAAUAUAAAUAUUCAAAAUAUUAUUGAAUGUGUUAAAAAAACAGGAUUACAAGGAAUUGUAUUGACAAUGGAUUUUAAUAAUCCUAGAUUUUCUCAUAGUCUUAAACAUCUUGUUAAAGUUAUAUCUGAUGUUUUCCAAUUUGAAGAUAUUUGGAAACAUGUAUGUAUUGUAUGGACUAGAUGCUAUGAUUGUUUCCCAUCAUUUAUGAUUGAAAACUCUAAAAUUGAGAAAAAAAAAUUUAAAGAAGAAAUAAUUAAAUUUAUUAAACAAACAAAUAAAAUAAAUGAAAAUAUUGAUAUUGAAAAAGAUAUUCCAAUGUAUUACGUAGAUUCACAAUUACUUGAUAGUGUUGAUAGUACAAGAUCAGAAAAAGAUGAUGAUACAAGAUCAGAAAAAGAUGAUAGUACAAGAUCAGAAAAAGAAAUAAAAAAAUUAAUCGAAUGGGCAAAAAAAUUAAAAUUAAUUGAUAAAGAAGAAAUAAAUAAAUCAAUAAAUGAAUUUAAAGAGAUUGAAUAUGAAGAAAAAGAAGAACGUGAAAUAAUAGAAGAAACAAAAGAUACUAUAACAUAUAAAAUAACAAAAUAUAUAAGACCUAAGAAAAUAAAGUAUAAUGAAGAAUUUAUUUAUGGUGAAAUUACUGAAACCAGUAGUAGAACUAUAACAGAAAAAAAAUCUAAUAAGAAACCAAAAAAGAGUAAUUGGAUUGUUGUAGGUGUUAUAGUAUUAGGCGUUGUUGUUGGUGCUGUUGUUGGUGGUGGUAUUGGUGGUGGUAUUGGUGCUGCUGUUGCUGCUGGUGCUGUUAUUAAUGUUGCUGCUGGUGCUGCUGCUGGUGUUGGUGCUAUCGGUGGUGGUGUUGUUGGUGCUAUCGGUGGUGGUACUAUUUUUGGUUUUAUUGGCAAAAAACUCCUUGGUGAUGAUAAAAAAAAGAUAACUGAUACCAAAUAA